This is a messenger RNA of Haemonchus placei, 615 nucleotides long. The record is from the annotation of a GenBank genome assembly. Lineage: Eukaryota; Metazoa; Nematoda; Chromadorea; Rhabditida; Trichostrongylidae.
AUGGUUGGAGAAGGACAAGACAGCGGAGAUAAGGCCAGCCCCAAGCCUCUCCUCCCAUCUGAGGCAUUGAAGCUUACUUGGUUUCUACAGGGUACAAAGUUACAAUAUAUUCAGGUAGCUGAGCUCAUUGGUGAACCAGCUCCAGAAACGGAAGGGUUCUAUUUUCAACAGACAAUGCUUCGUAUCAAAGAUCCAAGAAAAUCUCUACCUUUCUACACUAAGGUGCUUGGAAUGAGAUUGCUCAAGCAAAUGGAUUUCUCUGGGGGUCAGUUUUCGUUGUACUUUAUGGGCUACAGAAAAGCUGAUGAAAUUCCUCAAGACGAAGUGGAAAGGAACCGCUUUGCACUUUCGGCCUUGGCUACCAUUGAGCUGACUCACAAUUGGGGAACAGAAAAUCAGCCUGAGUUCAGCUAUCACAACGGUAACAAGGAACCAAGAGGGUUUGGUCACAUUGGAAUUGUUGUGCCAGACGUUGACAAGGCUUGCGAGCGUUUCGAGAAAAUGGGCGUGAAGUUUGUGAAGAAACCGCAGGAUGGGUCAAUGAAAGGGCUUGCGUUCAUUCAAGAUCCAGAUGGCUACUGGAUCGAGAUUUUUAAUCCGAAAAAUAUUUGCUGA